Molecule: messenger RNA, 2031 nt
Organism: Erythranthe guttata (spotted monkey flower)
Lineage: Eukaryota; Viridiplantae; Streptophyta; Magnoliopsida; Lamiales; Phrymaceae
Source: RefSeq, a predicted model, not a curated record
AUGACAAAUGGUGAUGGAUACACCCAUAAUAUGCAAACAAAUAGAAAUGACAAGGGAAAGAAGCCAAUGGACCCCUCAGGUUCUUGCGGAAUUUCAAUCGAUAAAUCAAACUUUUACAACACAGAGGAGUUUCGAUCCAGGCAUAGAGCUGGAAUUCGAUUCAAAGAUCUUGAAUUAUAUACACCAAAUAACCCGACAUCACCAACUACACCCACAAAUUUAAUUCUAUCUGAUAUUACAAAUGUAAGUAGAACUGAAAGAAACAAUGGAAGAGUUGUGAAGGAUGUCGCAACAACAGAUUUGGAAUACACUGUCAGCAAAAAGAGAGUUGCCCAGUAUAAAGGAAAAACUCGAACUCGAAAUGUUAAAAGUAUGUCAAGUACAGAUACAAAUGACAAAAAAAGCUAUAAGAGAAAUCGUGAGGUGACAUAUAACAAUGUUGCAGCAAAUUGUGAAGAUGCUAAUUCGUACGAGAUAGAUGGGUUACAUAGCAUUGGCAGUGUGCAAAAUAUUUAUGCUAAUACAUUCUACGAAACCAACAAAAGUUCUUCGAUUCGUACCGGAAAGAUGAUAUCGAAGAGUCAAAAAACCAUACAUUCUGUUGCACGUGACUUGGAUAUGGAUUCAAAACCUGUCACUUUGGUCGAUGAAGACUUACAGACUAUACGGGAAAUUACAUCGGACAGUGGAGAAUCAGAAUAUGUAUCAAAUGACGAAACAUUCACUGAUUCUAACGACGAUGAUGAAUACGAUGAUCUUGGUGAUCAGUCAUACGAAUGCCAAUCAUGUGGCGCAAUGAUGUGGUACGGGGAAAGGAUCAUUAAGCAAAAGGGUACAUCAAAUCCUAAGUUUUCAAUGUGUUGUAAUGGAGGAAAAGUCGAAUUGCCAAAUUUAAUAGAAGCACCAGAUCCCCUAAAGAUUCUCCUAUUUGGUACCGAUCGAAGAAGCAAGCAUUUUCAAGAACACAUACGGUCGUAUAAUAUGAUGUUCUCAUUCACAUCUAUUGGAGGAAAGAUACAGACUACGAUAAACAGAGGAUCCGGUCCGUACACGUUCCUACUCCAUGGGCAAAACUACCAUUUAAUGGGUAGUUUGUCGCCAGAUGAAGGAUCGCGUCCCAAGUUUGCUCAGCUUUAUAUAUUUGACACGGAGAAUGAAGUCAAGAAUCGAAUGGAUGCAGUCAGAUCCGGAGACAGUUCCAGCGAAUUGGAUCCUGAGAUUGUUUCUACAUUGAAGGAUAUGGUUGACAGCUCAAAUAUGCUUGCUCAGUCUUACAGAGCUGCCCGGGACAGGCUCUCGCAGACUGGAAUGGAAUAUGUCAAAUUGAGACUCAUAAAGAAACGGAAUACGGAUGGCCGUACUUACAAUCUCCCGAACUCCAGUGAAAUCGCGGGACUCAUUUAUCCGCUAAUAUUUCCUCACGGCGAGGAUGGUUAUAGGGAUGAUAUACCACUGAUGGAAACAUCAGUGAGUGGUACACGUAUACGCAAGAAGUUAACAAUGCGGCAGUACUUUGCGUAUAGGAUCCAAAAAAGAUUUGGCGACAGCGCGGUUCUGUUGCACUCAAAAAAAUUGUGCCAGCAAUUCAUGGUCGACGCAUUUUCAAUGGUUGAAUCGGAAAGACUGAAAUUUAUAAGAUUUAACCAGGAUAAGUUAAGAGUUGACAUGUACAAGGGUAUCGAGGAAAGUAUUUUGAAGGGAGAUACGGAUGCUAGAUCCAUUGGGCACGAGGGUUAUUCUACCAGGCAGUUUUACCCAAGGUCCAAGAUACAUUGGCCGGAAAUUCAAAGGGCCAUGCGCGGUACUAAUUUGAGACCUGAAGACCGUCCCGAUAUUCUUGCUCGAGUUUUUAAGAUGAAGCUCGACAGUCUGAUGUCAGAUUUGAAGAAGGGCAAAAUAUUUGGUCGCAUUAGAGCAUAUGUUUUCACAAUUGAGUUUCAGAAGCGCGGUCACCCGCAUGCGCACAUAUUGAUUUUGCUUCACAAUGAAGACAAACCGAAGACAUCAAAAGACAUAGAUAAAAUCAUAUGA